Messenger RNA from Lactuca virosa, 1307 nucleotides. Lineage: Eukaryota; Viridiplantae; Streptophyta; Magnoliopsida; Asterales; Asteraceae. The record is from the annotation of a GenBank genome assembly.
AUUCGGUCGGCAAAUCCAUCCUCCAUACCAAAAAUGCGCACAAAACUCACACGCUGGUGCACGUUAGCAGUCUAACCUGCUUCUCGAACGUUAAAUCUCACCUCUCCCAUCUCUCUCUCUCUCUCUCUCUCUCGACUCGUCAUUUAUAUGAAUGUUUCGCGGCGAUUUCAGAUUAAACACAAAACACACAGAAAGGAAGAAUAAUACCCUCCGUGACAAGAAUUACGAGGGGAAGAUUGGAGCGAAAGAGAAGCGAUUGAAAGAGGUUUUGAUGGUAUUUUCCGGUAAGAGAAGAGGCGGCGGAGAAAUACAAACCGUGGAGGAAGAUAUGGAGAAAUUGAAGCCGUUGCACAAUUUCGAUUUGCCGUGCUUGAAGUGGGGGAAUCAGAAGCUCCUACGGUGCAUGAAGGUGGAUUCAAACGGAGAUGCGUCGGCCGUCGAUCGCAAGCAAUCGUCGGAGAGUGGUGGUGGCGGUGGCUCUGUAAUCGGAACACGACGAAGGGAUUCGGAAUUUGAGAGACGAUUUAGAUCGAGUGAUGAUCGUAAGAUGGAGAGUUAUUAUAAGUUUUCUUCCUCGGAGAAAAUGAAGGCGAGAACCGGAGCUGCCGGAGAUGGUGAGAUCGAGGCGACUAGAGAGAAGCUGAUGUUCGAUUUUCAGAAGGAGGUUGGUAAGAUGAAGGAUGCCAUUCUUAGAGAAGGUCUUGUUGUUCCGCCGCCGCCGGCGACAACGUCUACGACGACGUCUAAUUCUCCGGCGGAGAGGCCAUGGAAUUUGAGGACUAGACGAGCAGCGUGCAAGGCUCCGCCGUCUCCAUCGAACGGAGUCAACGGUAACGGUGAUGUUCUGAAACCUAAUUCUUCUCCGGUAAGAAACGAAUGCAAAUCUCCGAAACACCGGCCUAUCAUCGGAAUCGCCACCGCAACUACAAGUGCCGAGAAGAGAGACAGACCAAAGUUUUCCAUUUCCCUUUCCCGUCGUGAGUUGGAGGACGAUUUCAUGGCUAUGGCCGGUCGACGACUGCCGCGUAAGCCGAAGAAACGGCCACGGAUUGUUCAAAAACAAUUGGAUACUCUUUUCCCGGGAUUGUGGUUGUCGGAAAUAACUGCCGAUCUGUACAAAGUUCCCGACGAGAUCGAAACCGGAAAGAGGUAGCAUUAGGGAUAUGGUUGAUCACUAAUAAUUGGAUACUUGCUGCUUGAUUUCUUCUAAUUGGAAACUGAUCGGAAGGGUUCAAAUUUCCAGAUAAGAUCUUGGUGUAAACUUGGGUUUUAUGCUAAUUUUGAUUCUAAUGGCUAAAAACAUGUUC